AUGCAUCUAUACAGUGUCCAGCACUGGGGCCUCGCAAUAGCGACUUUUGGGAGCUUUAUUGCGCCAAUAACGGCUUUCCCUGUUGAUGGCGAUGAAGGUCCUCUUUCCUCACCCAACGCACCGGUUCUUGCCGCGAGAGCCCUAGCUAAAUUGGAUAAAACCAACCCCGAUGCCAUUAGGACUCACAUUACAAAGAUUGAAAGACAUCAAAGGUCGACCGACUUUUGUCCAAGCUCCUGGAGGGAUACUGCUUUUUAUUCUGCGUUCCCAUCAGAGAGAAAGCCAAAACCAAAAGCAGCUGCGUCGUUUGCCUUUUCUUUCUGUGAAGGUUUCGGCUUGACUGGAUGUCAAGUACUAUUCGCAUUUAACCAACACGGCAUUUAUGUUGCUCAUUACUGGGAACUACAGGAUGAAGAAGAAACUGUCAACAAGCGAACAAAAGAUAUUAUCCAGUUUAUCAAGCAGGGUGACCCAGAAGAGAAAGAGGAGCAGGUUGAUCCUGAGGAUAUCUCCGAUGAGCCAGAUAUGAAAAAAUGCGGCCCAUUUCCUGCUCUUGUUUCAGACGAACAGUUAGCGGAAACAAAUUUGGAUGAGAACGCUCACCUUUAUCUUAUCACUAUUGAGAAGCAAAGACCAGCGAAGGAGUUGAAGAACUUAGAUCGAGUCAAACAAAUCAUUGUAGCCACACUUGGUGCACAGAAAGAGUACAAGAAGAAAGCUGAUGAUACAGAACCCGCAGGAGCUGUGGCGGAUAAUGCUGGACCCUUGAAAAAUGCGCACAUGAAGUUACACUCAUACCUCCCCGCAUAUGACAAGGAAUCAAAGGAAUGGGAAGGAACUAACGUCGCCGUUGAGUACGACGCCCCGACCGGAAUGAUACGGGGCCUGAUCGGAGGGCCUCACCCAGAAGUACUCUUUGAGUACUCGGUCGAAGACUCAUGGGAUGAAGCCACAAUGGGUCCUUCUUACGCCUUGUCUCUCACCAAAGAAUCAGAAGCCUCUUGUGCUGCUGGUGAAGGUGGCGAUGAUGAGGAUGGUGCAGAACUAUCUAAAGCUGAAGGUAAAAAGCCAUCUAAAAAGGACCAUAGCAACGAGAAAAGAGAUAAUACGUUUCUGAGUUUGUGGGCUCGUGCGGGUCUUUCGAGAAGAGCAGAGCCCAAGGAGAAGGACGCUACUGACCCUACGGACACUAAGGGCAAGAAGGGCAAGAAGGGCACCGGAGACACCACAGACGCCACAGGUACUAAAGAUACUGACGAGACCAAGCCCAAGAAGAAGAAGAAGAAGGGCAACUGUGGAGGGGGCAAGACUAAGGCCGACAAGAAGCCUAAAGCGAAGGGGGACGAGACGACCGAAACGGAGCCCAAGCCAAAGGAGGGCGAGGUGCCUAAAGACAAGACUGGCGAGACGCCCAAAGACAAGACUGGCGAAACGCCCAAGGACAAGACUGGCGAAACGCCCAAGGACAAGACCGGCACGACACCUGAGGACAAGACUGUAAAGAAAGACAAGAAGAAAAAGAAGGGUAAGAAUAGCAAGUAG
This is a messenger RNA of Glarea lozoyensis ATCC 20868, 1542 nucleotides long. RefSeq lists its product as uncharacterized. The transcript is spliced from 5 exons. NCBI's taxonomy places the organism in Eukaryota, Fungi, Ascomycota, Leotiomycetes, Helotiales, Helotiaceae. The record is from RefSeq and is a predicted model, not a curated record. The coding region runs from base 1 to 1542 and encodes 513 amino acids.